Messenger RNA from Mobula hypostoma (lesser devil ray), 1465 nucleotides. Its product is annotated as shiftless antiviral inhibitor of ribosomal frameshifting protein homolog. Gene Ontology annotation, biological process: innate immune response; viral translational frameshifting. The record is from RefSeq and is a predicted model, not a curated record. Lineage: Eukaryota; Metazoa; Chordata; Chondrichthyes; Myliobatiformes; Myliobatidae. Gene Ontology annotation, molecular function: sequence-specific mRNA binding; ribosome binding. Bases 112 to 969 code for a protein of 285 amino acids. The transcript is spliced from 8 exons.
GUUUCAAAUGUUACGCAACCAGGAAAUUGAAACUGAAAACAGAGGCAAAGGCAGCGAGGACAAGCAGUAAAGGGGUGACAAGGCACCGUGCUACUUCAUUUCAUUGCCACCAUGCAUCAAAACAUUGAGGAAGUCGAGGCAGAGAAAAGUACUAGGAGGCUCCGGGAACUGUUCCAUGCAAAGGAGAUUCCUGUGGCCGCGGCUGAAACCUUGAUGAGUAGGUACGACAAUGAAUAUGAUCUGGUGGCUGAAGAGAUCAUCCGGCUUAAGGAGCAAGCUGAAGAUGCUGAUGGUAAUGAACCUGAAGAUUUGGAAGAAGAUAACGUGGAUCGGGACCUACAGGAUAUUGCGGAACGUUUACGGAAUCUUCCGCUGACACAGGCGAACUUGGAAAUGUUUAACUUGGCGAAAAGGAAUGAAAUUCCCCGAGAACAAAGGCAGUUUGCUUGCUCGUGUUCUGACUGGGAUUGGUGGCGGGAGGUGCCUGAGAGAAAGCAGGUAUCAAGAUGCCGUAGGUGCAAAUGCACAUAUGAGCCAGUGCCGAGGGACCAGGAGUGGGGUGUUGCUGAGUAUAAUUGUCCCAACUGCAACCGUUCGUUCAGAGGAUACGGUCAGAUGGGUCUUCCUGCCCCAUGUUACCGCUGUCGUGGUGUUGUCCUACCCACCCGUAUCAUACCACGGGUGCGGGAUCGCAGGGCACCUGGAAUCGGCAGGCGGCAGCAGCACAGCUGCUGUGCAGAAGACUGUUACAACAGAGAAGAGCCCUAUGUCCCCGGGACUCACUGCGUCCAUCCCGAAACACGGAGGGUUCGUGGUCUCCCCAGGAUUCUGCUGCCCUGCGACCCCCACGAGUCCACUGGCUCCACCGUGGCCAGCUGCAUCAGCCAGGGCUCCAUGAUGGAGUGUGAUGUUGAGGAAAUCAUCCUGGAGGACCUGAACAGAAUCCAGGAGGAAGACGAAGGUGAAUGACCUGCAGCCCAGUGGUUCUGUGGAAUUCUCAACGCUGUCCAUCUGGAGGAACGAUGGAUGCUCAGGCAUCCAGCAGCUUUGAAAGACGGGGAAAGUGACACAAGGCUUAGAUUUGUUCACACAAGGCUUACUGGAGAGGGGAAGCUUGGCAUUUUUCUUAAUUAAAACCACUCUUCCAGGUCUGUAUAUUUCAGCGAAACGGUCCACAAAAUAAAAAUUUCUUUCAUAAUUUUCUUCCCUUUUCAUAUCUCAGAUUCAGAUUUAUUUAUCACAUGUACAUUGAAACACAAUAAAAAGUAUUAUUUGUGUUAGCAACCAACACACCCAAGGAUGUGGUAUGGACAGCACACAAGUGCCACUACAUAUUCCGAUGUCAACACAGCAUACCCAGCAGAACAACACUGAACACAACAAGCAACAAAACAACAACAGCAAAACAAGCCCCUCCCUCCCAGCCAGCCACCCACCCACCCACACACACACACACAAGGACAGA